Molecule: messenger RNA, 756 nt
Organism: Cadophora gregata
Lineage: Eukaryota; Fungi; Ascomycota; Leotiomycetes; Helotiales; Ploettnerulaceae
Exons: 2
Coding region: 1-756 (251 amino acids)
Source: RefSeq, a predicted model, not a curated record
AUGCAGGCGGCUGUCUCAUUGAGUGCAAGACUCAGUGAUUCGUCGCUUGACCAGCGAUAUCUGGUAGAAGAUCAUCCAGACAAUCACAAAAAGAGAGUACGAUUCGAUUUAACAGCAGUAGAUAACGAAUACAAGAUGAGAUCCAGACAAAAAAGAGCAUCAUCAAAAGCCAUUGCAGCAUUUCCACCAAAGACCGAGACAUUUCCCUUGUCAUGGUCUUCAGGAGGCGUGACAGCACCAAACGAUUCAAGAAAAAUACAGGAACCUACUGCAUGGUCGUUCGAAACCGACUUUUGUCCUCAAGAGACCAGAAGGCAUUAUCAGGACACUGAGAUCCAGUACUCUGCUCAGCCACCAUGGACCUUCUACCCCCUAACUCAAACUCGGGCUCGAGCAUCACUGCCCCGCAUUGCAGCUGGAGAUUCCGAGAUGACAAGCAAAUCGACAAACUGGAUUUCGGCCAGGAGAUCAGCCAACUCUGCUGCAAAGAGAGACAAGGCUCCACGUGGGAAGAGUACAUCCCAUGUCCCUCCAAAGGUUCCGGAUGCUCCGUCAAGGCAAAGCCAGAGACCGCCAUCAGCUCCCAGGCCGUCGCGAAUUCCAACUCCGGAUCUAAUGGAUAUUGGAGGUGAAAUGUUCUGUGAUUGCGACGUAAAUGUGUAUGGGAGAUUUCAUGUCUCUGCGGGAAUGAAUUCGCUGGCCAAAAUGGAUGCUCAGUUGCAAGCUGCAGAAGCCCACAUGAAACACGAAGCGUGA